GCCUCGUCCGCCAGUUCCUUUUGUUGAUUGUGUGUGGUGUCCUCAUGUGUGGUGCGAAAGGUGUGGUGUAAAAGAUGAUGUGUUGAGUGUGGUACGUAGUGUGGGAUGACCGGAAAUGAUCCGCAUGAUGCCAAUGUGUUGAGUAUAGGAUGUGCAGUGUGGGGUGAAGAUGUGUUGAUUAUGGUGUGUAUGUGUGGGGUGUAGUUAUAUUAUAUUUAGAGGGGGGUCAGGUGCUCAUUUAGCCAAGUUGAAUCCUUUGUGCGAAAGACUCAGCUUGUCACAAUUUUCUCCGAGCGAUUUGCAGUAUCUGGAGAUGUACCAGUUGUUAAUGGGGCCUAUUGCUCGUGCCUUGGACUACCUUCAAGGAGAAAAUAACGUGAAUUACGGCUGCUUAAUUCUGACUCUGAUGACCCUCAGCAAUAGAUUAAAUAAGCUGCAAAACAAGCCAGAAAUGCAGCAAGUUUCCUCUGUGGUUGCUAAGUUGGAGCAGCGUUUGAGAGAUCGGUUUGACGCAUUUUUUACUUUAAAACCGGAGGCCAAUAUAGCACCAGCGGCAACUGUACUAACUCCAGAUAUUAAAAUGAGCUGGAUCAAGGUGUUGCAAAGGAUAAAACCGGAGGUGACAGCAGCGGACAUAAGUAUCUGGGUUUUAAACACAAUUUGCGAUUUCUAUGCAAAAGAUAAUCGUGCUUUCAAUGCACAAAUAUUGAAAAGUAAUGAAUUAUUUGCAAAUAAUAGGCAUUUUGAUUUUGACCUCAACGACACAGAUAACGAAGAAGGAACAAAUGCUACUCCCGAGCCAAGUGCUAGUGAUCGUCGGGCUUUUUUGACCCAUCACUUUUUCUGUUACUUAAAUGACAAUUCAAGAACAGACGACACUUGGGUAAAACAUUGCAGUCUAAAAGAAGCUUUCGUUGCCUUUAAUACUCCCCUGACAUCCUCAGCACCAGUAGAGAGGCUAUUUGAUAGUGAACAGUCCAAGGCGCCAGUCAAUGUCGGACUUAUCAUUUGAGAAAUUGGUGUUAUU
This is a messenger RNA of Bactrocera dorsalis (oriental fruit fly), 1027 nucleotides long. RefSeq lists its product as uncharacterized. The transcript has 3 exons. Lineage: Eukaryota; Metazoa; Arthropoda; Insecta; Diptera; Tephritidae. The record is from RefSeq and is a predicted model, not a curated record. Bases 314 to 1012 code for a protein of 232 amino acids.